UAUUUAGUUGGUUUAUGGAAGCCGAUCGUGGCGGAUGGUUAUAUUCUAUUCUUGCUUUUUCGAAAACUCCCAGUACUAAAUCUAAUCAAAAAUCAUCUCUCAUUUAAGAGAGAAUAAUAGUGUUUUUUUUUUUUUACUUUGCAAAUAUCUUUUAAGAGUAAAUUAUAAAAACAACAAACUUGUCAUCCGCCCGUCCAUAGCCUUUCUUUGCCAUUCAACUAGCUGGUAGCCAAAAAAUUUCGGAAAAAUAUCGUGUCCAUUAAAUCAAUUAGAAAUAAAUAAUCCAUUAACAAAAUAACUAAUUGAUACAACUGGCCACAAAACGGACAACAUCUCAUCAACACAAUGGAAGAUGACACCAGUCCAAUGGACGCAUUUUGUGGUUCUGAGUUUUGGAAUCUAAAUCGAACUUGGUACACAGAAGAUCCCGACUUUACACCCUGCUUUGAACAAACAAUUUUAGUUUGGGUGCCAUGUGCCUUUUUGUGGGUUUUCAUGUUCCUAGAAUUAUAUUACUUGCGUGCAAGUUUAGAUAGAAAUAUUCCAUGGAAUUUCAAAAAUCUGUCCAAAGUUAUAUUACAUGUUGCUUUGUUAGUACUUUGUGUAGUUGAUUUUGUUAAAGCUUUGACUACAAGAAGUUCAACAGAAAAUGUAAUAUUCCCAGUUGAUAUUUGGGGACCUGUUAUAAAAUUCUUUACUUUUGCGGUAGCUGGAAUGUUGGUUGUGUUGAAUCGCAAAUUUGGCGUACAAACAUCUGGAACUUUGUUUAUGUUUUGGUUGUUUUUAGUUUUGUUUGCUAUUCCUCAAUGCCGGACGGAGAUUAGAGAUAAUAAUGAUCGACAUGGUGGUAGUUUAGAAGCCACUGCCACUACAGAACAAAAUGCAUGGGCAGAUUAUAGGUUUACAAGUUUUAUGAUUUAUUUUGCAAUUUCUAUUGCGAUAUUGGUGUUUAACUUUUUUGCUGAUAAUAUGCCCAGGGAGACCAAGUAUACUAGGUCAAAGAAAGAAAUUCCCGAACUGUCCGCAAGUUUCUUAUCCCGCGUCACAUACUCAUGGUUCGACAAAAUGGCCUGGCUCGGCUAUCGCAAGCCUCUCGAAGAAAAAGAUCUCUGGGAUUUGCGUCCACAAGAAAGUUCCAAAGAAGUAAUGCCAAUUUUCGCCAAACACUGGAAUAAAAAUGUUCGCAAAAACUAUUCAGUUGAAAAUCGUGCCCCAAAAGCUCAAUUUAGCAAUGGAAAUGUAACAUUUGAAAACCCACAUGGAUCAAAAACUAAAGGCUUUGCAUCUAUUAUGCCACCAAUUGUUAAAUCAUUCGGUGGAAUUUUCCUGUUUGGAUCAUUCUUAAAAUUAGUAUCUGAUAUGUUGACUUUCGCAUCACCACAAAUUCUUGGAUGGAUUAUCAAUUAUGUUGAACACAAAUCCGAUCCGGAAAAAAUAACUGAACCCGAAUGGAAAGGUAUAUUCUAUGCCAUCUUAUUGUUUAUUUGUGCCGCUUUGCAGACAUUCUUCCUUGGUCAAUAUUUCCAAAAGAUGUACAUUGUUGGUUUACGUAUUCGUACUGCUUUGAUUAAUGCCAUCUAUCGGAAGGCACUUAUCAUAUCGAAUGCAGCGAAAAAAGAAUCAACAGUUGGUGAAAUUGUCAAUCUUAUGGCUGUGGAUGCUCAACGUUUUAUGGAAUUGACAACUUACCUGAAUAUGUUGUGGUCAGCUCCAUUGCAAAUUAUACUAGCUCUCUAUUUCCUAUGGAAUCUACUUGGAAUUUCAGUUCUAGCUGGUUUAGCUGUUAUGAUCAUAUUGAUUCCAAUUAAUGGUGUUAUUGCCAAUCGUAUUAAAAUUCUACAAGUCAAACAAAUGAAGUACAAGGAUGAUCGUGUUAAAUUGAUGAAUGAAGUUUUGGGUGGAAUUAAGGUGUUGAAACUAUACGCUUGGGAACCAAGUUUCGAAGAACAGGUUCUAGAAAUUCGUGACAAAGAAAUUGAAACUCUAAAAUCGGCUGCUUACUUGAGUGCCGGAACAUCUUUCUUAUGGUCUUGUGCUCCAUUUUUGGUUUCAUUGGUAACAUUUGCAACAUAUGUAUUGAUCGAUGAAAAAAACGUACUCGAUCCAUCAACAGCUUUUGUUUCAUUAUCAUUAUUCAACAUUUUGCGUUUUCCAUUAGCUAUGUUACCCAUGUUGAUAACGAAUUUAGUUCAAACUCAAGUUUCUGUGAAACGUAUCAAUAAAUUCUUAAACAGCGAAGAAUUAGAUCCCGAUUGUGUGGGACACGAUAAGACAUUCCCUCAUCCAAUGUUAAUUCAAAAUGGAACAUUUUCUUGGGGUGAUGAAAAUGCAAUUCUCAAAAACAUCAAUAUGGAAGUUAAAAAGAACACCCUUGUAGCUAUUGUGGGUACAGUGGGUUCUGGUAAAAGUUCUGUGAUAUCAGCAUUCCUAGGAGAAAUGGACAAAUUAAAUGGUCGUGUAAAUACUGUUGGAUCAGUUGCCUAUGUACCACAGCAAGCAUGGAUUCAAAAUGCCACAUUACGUGAUAAUAUCCUGUUUGGCAAGGAAUACGAUCGUAAACGGUAUCAAAAAGUAAUUGACGCAUGUGCCUUACGAGCUGACAUUCAAAUGUUGGCCGCUGGUGAUAAGACAGAAAUUGGUGAGAAAGGUAUCAAUUUGUCAGGUGGACAAAAACAAAGAAUAUCACUUGCCAGAGCUGUGUACAGUGAUUCAGAUUUGUAUUUACUGGAUGAUCCUUUGAGUGCGGUAGAUGCACAUGUGGGCAAACAUAUUUUCGAAGAAGUUAUUGGACCAACUGGUUUAUUGGCUAAGAAAACUCGUGUCUUGGUUACUCAUGGAAUCACUUAUUUGCCCAAGGUCGAUAAUAUUUAUGUUCUGAAGGAUGGUGAAGUCAGUGAAGAUGGAACUUAUUCAGAAUUGUUGAACAAAAAGGGAGCUUUCUCUGAUUUCUUAAUUCAACAUUUAACUGAGAGUAAUGCAGAAGAAGAAGAAUUGGAAGAGAUCAAGGAACAACUUGAAAAAACUGUACAAUCUGAAGAACUGAGGGGCAAAUUGGAACGAGUUAUCAGCCGAGCAAGGACUGAAAGUAUUUCAGAAACUGCUUCUGUUCGAUCAUUUGGCAGUGACAAAGGCAGUAUACGUAAACGUAAAACCAACCGUCAAGAUUCAGUCGAUUCAACUGUUUCAAAAUUAUCCACCGAUAAAGCGUCACCUGCUAAAGAUGAUGGUAAAUUGAUAGAAAUUGAAAAAUCACAAACUGGUGGUGUUGACUUUGCGGUCUAUAAACAUUACAUCAAAAGCAUUGGCAUUACAUUAGCUGUUUCAACAAUUCUCUUGAAUUUCCUAUUCCAAGUAUUUGCCAUUGGUUCGAAUUUGUGGCUAACAAAAUGGUCAACUGAUACAGCAGCUCAAACUGAUACAUCUCUUCGUAACAUGUACUUAGGUGUUUAUGGUGCAUUUGGUUUUGGACAAGGAGUUGCAUCGUAUUUCGCCAUUGUAACGCUCUACGUCGGAUGCUUUGAAGCUUCGAAAAAAAUUCACAACAACCUUCUGAAAGUAAUUAUGCGUGGUUCGCUGCCAAAUUUCUUCGAUAUCACAUCAGUUGGUCGUCUAUUGAAUAAUUUUAGUGGCGAUUUGGAAACAGUCGACGAAGGUGUUUCAGCGUCGUUGGAUUCGUUUUUGACGUUUAUAUUUAUGGUUUUGGCUACUGUUGUUGUUAUUUGUAUAUCAACACCAAUAUUUUUGGUCGCAAUUAUACCAAUUGCAUUGAUUUACUAUUUCGCUCAACGAUUCUAUGUGGCUACCUCAAGACAAUUGAUGCGUUUAGAAUCAGUAACAAGAUCACCGAUUUAUUCGCAUUUUAGUGAAACUGUUACAGGAGUUACUACAAUUCGUGCUUAUGAUGUUGGACAGAGAUUUGUCGAUGAAUCCGAUAACCGCGUCGAUUUGAAUCAAUUAUGCAAAUACCCAAGUGUCAUUGCCAAUCGUUGGUUGGCCAUUCGCUUGGAAAUGAUUGGUAAUUUGAUUAUUCUCUUUGCCUCACUCUUUGCCGUGUUGGGUGGUCAAACCAAUGCCGCCUUGGUGGGUUUGUCUGUCAGUUAUUCACUUCAAAUCACCCAAACUCUCAAUUGGUUGGUGAGAAUGACAUCGGACAUUGAAACGAAUAUCGUUGCCGUUGAACGUAUUAAGGAGUAUGGUGAAACCAAACAGGAAGCUCCAUGGGUUAUUGAUAAUGUUAAGACCCCACAAGGCUGGCCACAAGAAGGUCGUGUUGUGUUUGAGGACUAUAAGGUUCGUUAUAGGGAAGGAUUGGAUCUUGUAUUGAGAGGUGUUAGCUUUGAUAUCCGUGGUGGAGAGAAAGUUGGUAUUGUUGGACGUACUGGAGCUGGUAAAUCCAGUCUUACAUUGUCUCUAUUCAGAAUCAUUGAAGCAGCUGGUGGACGUAUUCUUAUCGAUGGUGUCGAUAUCGCAACACUUGGUCUCCAUAUGCUGCGUUCACGUCUAACAAUUAUCCCACAAGAUCCUGUUUUGUUCUCAGGAACUCUGCGUAUGAAUUUGGAUCCAUUCCAAAAGAAUUCGGAUGAUGAAAUUUGGACAGCUUUAGAAUUGUCUCAUUUGAAAACGUUUGUUAAGGGAAUGACAGCUGGUUUGAAUCAUGAAAUCAGUGAAGGUGGUGAGAAUCUAUCGGUCGGACAGAGGCAAUUAGUGUGUUUGGCUCGUGCAUUAUUGAGGAAGACCAAGGUUUUGGUAUUGGAUGAAGCAACAGCUGCUGUAGAUUUGGAAACUGAUGAUCUGAUUCAGAAAACAAUUCGAUCUGAAUUCAAGGACUGCACAGUCCUUACCAUUGCCCAUCGUUUGAAUACAAUUCUCGAUUCUGACAAGGUAAUUGUCUUGGACCGAGGUGAAAUUAUAGAAUUCGAUUCACCAGCAUCAUUGCUUGAAGAUAAAAACUCAGCUUUCCAUAGCAUGGCAAAGGAUGCAAAUUUGGCGUAGAAAAAAACAAAAAACUUAAACUUACUUACUUAAAAAAAAACUCAAGGAAAUUAAUUUCUACUACACCUUUUUGAAUUAAAACAAAAAAAAAAAAAUCGAAUUUUUAUUAGCAAUAUAUUAUGGUGAGAAAAAAAUAUCUGCGAUAAAAAACAACAAUUUACUUAAGAUUUAUACAAUUACAUACAAACAAAACAAAACAAAACAAAUAUGCAAUCCAAACUCUAGUUCAAUUGAAAGUUUUUCCCAUUAUUAACCCUCCAAAAUAAGUUUUUUUUUCUUGUUUUGUUUUUUAAUUUAUUACUAAUUAGCUCCAAUUUUUUGUAAAAAAAAAAUGUUAAUAUUUGUAUCCGUUGUUUUUUUUUUUAAUUUUUCAAAUUAUUUCUGUUUUUAUAAUAUUUUUUUAAUCUAAUGUGUACUUACAAAACAAACAAACAGAACAUCAAAAAAAUUACUUAAUUAUAAAAAAAAUACUUAAUUUUUUUAAUACAUACAUACAUAGUUGUUUUUUUUUUUUUAAAUAGAACUAAGAACUAAUUAUUGUAAUCUUGUAAUUUUUAUAUAAUGUAUAAAUACAUCAAUGAUUUAUAUUUGUAUUUACUUAAUAUACAAAAACUUACUACAGUAAAAAAAAAAUAAAAUUAGAAAACUGCCUUAAGAACUUAAAAAAUAGAAACGAAGAAGUUAAAAAAUUAAAAAUAAAUUUUAAUUUCUUUUUUUUUUUAAUUAAGUCUUGUAUAAAAUGUUGUGUGAAGUGCCUACUAUCUCUGUCUUUCUGCUACUUCCGCAGAUGUUAACUCUUAGCCAGUUGUGUUGACAAAAUAAACACAAAAUGUAAAUUGUCUUUAAUGAAUUUAUUUUUUUAAACAAAAUCAAUCUAAAUGUUUUCAUAGCAAAAAAGUGGCAUUAUGCGAGAUUAACUUAAUUUUUUUUUGUUAUAUUUUGUCUUUAAAAAUAAAAAAUAUAUAUUUUAUAUUGUAUUUUUUUUUUUUCACUUUUAGAAAAUAGGUUAAACACAAAAAUUGAAAUAAAGAAAGAUCACAUUUAGAGAUUCGGUGGUACCUCAAACUAAUAUUUAAGCAAAUCAAAAAUUGUGUAACAAAAAAAAUUAAUAAAAUGCAAAUUCUUUUAAAAAAUAUUUGUUUCUUUUAAAAUUUACACAAAUGCAAAUUUGUUUGAUAUUUGAUUACUAACAAUAAGCACGUGGAAUUUUGUAUAAAAUUGUUUAACAAAUUAAUAAAAAAUCUAUUAUUUUACAAUAAUCAAAAUUCAAUCAUAGUGUUUUUUAUUAAAUUUAAAUGGAUUCAAAUAAAAAAAAAA
Messenger RNA from Episyrphus balteatus (marmalade hoverfly), 6309 nucleotides. It is a transcript of the gene MRP, whose product is annotated as multidrug resistance-associated protein 1. Gene Ontology annotation, biological process: transmembrane transport. The record is from RefSeq and is a predicted model, not a curated record. The transcript is spliced from 16 exons. Gene Ontology annotation, cellular component: membrane. NCBI's taxonomy places the organism in Eukaryota, Metazoa, Arthropoda, Insecta, Diptera, Syrphidae. Bases 346 to 4992 code for a protein of 1548 amino acids. Gene Ontology annotation, molecular function: ATP binding; ABC-type transporter activity; ATP hydrolysis activity.